AUGUCGGUCGAUUCCAGCACCAUGGACCAGCUGCUCCAUGCCCACAGCAAUGGCUCCGCCGAUCGCAUAUCCAAGCCUUCCCCGCCGAGCCACAGCCAUAGCAUCAGCAGCGCCAGCGGCACCUCAGCUCUGAAUCCUCGCUCUUGCGUUACGUGCCGCCGCCGGAAAGUCAAGUGCGACAAGAAGCACCCGUGCACCAACUGCUCCAAAGCCCGCAUCGAAUGCAUCUUCCCUGCCCCGGGCCGCGCCCCGCGCAAGGCCCGCAAGCCGCCCGACGCCGAGCUCCUCGACCGCCUUCGCAAGCUGGAGGGCAUGGUCAAGACGCUUGGCGGAGUCGAAGACGGCAGUGCGCUGCCCGCCGAGGAAGAGAAGGCCCCAAAGCCGCCCAAGGAAGUGAGGCGCCAACCGCAAGUCUUUGUCGGCGUGAAGCCGCCCCACAACCCGGACAGCGAGGAGUGCGCCAAGUACAGAUACCUCCCGCCCGAAGACAAGACAAUCGCCGGGCUUGAGACGAGGUUUGGUAGGCUGGUCGUCGACGAAGGCAAGAGCCGGUACAUCAACAGCAGUUUCUGGGCCAGCUUGAACAACGAGGUAAAUGGCUUUGUCGCACAAGAACUAGGCGCGCUUGCUUACUCACUUUCCUCGCUCCAACAGGUCGAAGACAUCAAAGAGCUUCUCACCCACGACAGCGACGAUGAAGAAGACCACGCCUCGCCUGAGUCCUUCACGUCCAACGCUCAUCAGGGCUUUCUCUUCGGCUACAGCUCGACCAGCGUCGAUAUGCUGGCUUUACACCCCUCCGAAGAACAUGCCCAUCGGCUCUGGGCUCUGUUCAGGGAAAACGUGGAUCCGCUGGUCAAGGUUCUGCACAUUCCCACCAUCGAGCCCAAGAUCAAAUCUGCCAUCGAGAACAGGGACCACAUCCCGCGUAGCAUGGAGGCCCUGCUCUUCGCCAUCUAUUACGCCGUAGUCACCAGCACCUCCGAGGCCGACUGUGAAGAUCUCUUCAACGACACCAAGUUCAAUCUGCUUGCGAGGUUCCGAUUCGGCGUAGAGCAAGGGCUUGCACGCGCCAAUUUCCUCCAGACAGAUGAGUUCAUGGUUCUGCAGGCAUUCGUUAUCUUCUUGAUCUGUCUACGCCGCAACGAGCCCGCCCGGAUGAUAUGGACAUUAACAGGACUGGUUGUGCGCAUGGCCCAGACCCUUGGAAUCCACCGCGACGGCUCCCACUUCGGCCUUUCCCCCUUCGAAAUCGAGCUCCGCCGCCGUCUUUGGUGGCAGGUCUGCAUCCUCGACGCCCGAGCCAGUGAAGAUCACGGCUGCGAUCCCACCAUCGUCGAAGCUUCAUUCGACACCCAAAUCCCGUUGAACGUGAAUGACGUUGACCUGUACCCCUCCAUGACCGAAUUCCCCAAGGAACGCACCGGAUGUACCGAGAUGACUUUCUGCCUGGUCCGAUACGAGGUUGCCAACGUCUACAGACGCAUCCAAUACGUUCCACCGGGUCCCGUAAGAUGCAACCGCUUCCUUUCGUCAGUGUCGCUGGAGCAGAAGGAGCGCUGGAUUACCGAGGUUCACUCCAAGAUCGAAGAAAAGUAUCUGCGAGAUUGUGACAUGUCGGUCCCGCUCUACUGGGUCAUCGCCACAGUUUCUCGUCUCAUCAUGUCCAAAAUGUGGCUCAUGAUAUAUCACCCGUACCAGCGCCUUGAUGGCGGCGCAUCCCUGCCACAGGAGACCAAAGACAAGCUCUUUGUCACAUCGCUCGAGAACGUUGAGUACAGCAUCCUUUUGGAGACAGAGGAGCGUACCCAGAAAUGGGGAUGGCUCUUUAGGACCUACGUCCAAUGGCAUGCCAUUGCCUUCCUGCUAUCCGAACUCUGCCAUCGGACAGAAGGAGAACUCGUUGCGCGGGCUUGGCGAGCUGUGGAAGCCACGGCAGCGCGGCGAUGGAACGAUCUCAGCAACGAUCAGAGAAAGGGCUGCCUGUGGCGCCCUCUCCGCAAACUCGUCGCACGGGCUCGCUCUGCCCGAGAGACUGAGCUUGCCAAGCAGCAGCAGCAGCAGACUAUGCAGGCCGAGGCAAUAGCCCAACAAAAUUUUCCGGAUGUGUCGGGGCAGACGCUCGGCCUGGACAUGUUGCCACAAAUAACCGCUGCUCAACAGCUCCAACAGCAGCACCAGCACCAGCACCAGCGGCAGUUCCAGGACAUCAGCGGAUCACUCUUCGACAGCAGUUUCGAUUUCUCCACAGGCACAUCCCAGCCGCUCGGCAUGGACUUCACUACAGCUAUGGCAUCUCCUCAGGUCUUCAUGACACCAAGCGGACCGCGAUCGCUGCAAACGCAGAUUGCAGGUGGAGAUCUCGUCUCACCAACCAGUCAACUCCUCGCUGAGACCCGAAGCCCACCACAACCUCACAACUCCCCAUCUCAAGUACACGACUCCAUGACCUCCCUUGAUUGGCUCUUGAAAUCCUCGCCCGAACCUAUUGAUGGGGCCGAUGGCAUCCCAGACCUCAGCAACGGCAACAGCGGUAAUACUUCGUCAAAUUCCAUAUCCAACUCCGGCACCGGGACUGGCAACACACCCAAUGGAGUCCACAAAUUCGGAGGCAUCAACACAUCGAACGCACUCAAUGGAGCUUCGCCGGUCCGAAAUAACAGCGCCAGUACCGUGUCUCCCGGCGUAGGAGAUCCGGAUGGCAUGAACUGGGCCAAUUGGGACGAUUUGGUCGCCCAGUACGGCAUGGACGUUGAUCCAGCCCAAGGGCUUCAGGGAGAUCGCCGCGACACGGAGCAGGUAUUUGUUCCUGUACGAGGAUUUGAAACGUGGUAUUGA
Molecule: messenger RNA, 2838 nt
Organism: Diplodia corticola
Lineage: Eukaryota; Fungi; Ascomycota; Dothideomycetes; Botryosphaeriales; Botryosphaeriaceae
Product: c6 transcription protein
Exons: 1
Coding region: 1-2838 (945 amino acids)
Biological process (GO): DNA-templated transcription; regulation of DNA-templated transcription
Molecular function (GO): DNA-binding transcription factor activity, RNA polymerase II-specific; DNA binding; zinc ion binding
Source: RefSeq, a predicted model, not a curated record